Messenger RNA from Cottoperca gobio, 963 nucleotides. RefSeq names its product olfactory receptor 52E8-like. Bases 1 to 963 code for a protein of 320 amino acids. The transcript has a single exon. Gene Ontology annotation, cellular component: plasma membrane. Gene Ontology annotation, biological process: G protein-coupled receptor signaling pathway. The record is from RefSeq and is a predicted model, not a curated record. Gene Ontology annotation, molecular function: olfactory receptor activity; G protein-coupled receptor activity. NCBI's taxonomy places the organism in Eukaryota, Metazoa, Chordata, Actinopteri, Perciformes, Bovichtidae.
AUGAUUAAUACGAACAUAACAACAGUAACAGACUUCAUGAUACUUGGAUUCCCAGGACUCAACCCAACAUAUUAUGGAUCUGCGUCAACUCUUUUUUUCUUCACCUACUUGGUUAUUCUUGCUGGAAACAUUUUUAUUUUAGUUUUUGUUGGGAUCGAGAGGCUUCUUCAUAAGCCAACAUAUCUAAUAUUUUGUCAUCUGGCAAUGAAUGAUUUGUUAUUUGGGACAGUGACAUUACCAAAAAUGAUAUCCAGAUAUUGGUGGGAUGACAAGAUGAUAUCUUUUAAUGCCUGUUUCACUCAGAUGUAUUUUGUUCAUUCCUUGGGAGCAAUUCAUUCUCUCCUUCUGCUGAUUAUGGCCCUUGAUCGUUUUAUUGCAGUAUGUUUUCCACUAAAAUAUUCUGUUCUAAUUACAAACAAAAUAAUUUCUUUGGGUUGUGGGUUGUCAUGGUUUGGGACAUUUCUUAGGAUGAUGGCAGUUGUAUUUCAUUCCCUAACCUUGCCUUAUUGCAAUUCUAACAUCAUUGUGCAAUGUUAUUGUGACCUCAUUUCAAUCACAAAACUGGGAUGUGCAGAUGUAAAAUAUGUUCAGAGUGUUGCUUUCGGUCUUGCAAUGUUUAGUCUUUUGCUUCCACUCUCAUUUAUAAUCUUUUCCUAUAUUUUCAUCUUUGCAGUUGUUUUGAGAAUAACAAACAGGAAGGGACGACACAGAAUCUUAUCAACUUGUACACCACAGUUAUUGAUUUCUUGCCUUUAUUACCUACCAAGAUGUUUUGUUUAUCUAGCUAAUUUUAUAGGAUUCUCCAUCAGCUCGGACAUCCGCAUUUUAUUGAUUUUGUUGUACAGUCUUCUUCCUUGUGCUGCUAAUCCACUCAUUUAUUGCUUCAAAACCAAAGAUAUUAAAGAUAUUUUAAUGAAGAGAUUGAACAAUUCAAAAGUUGGAACGAAGCCAGUUUUAAAGUAA